UUUCUCUCCAAGCCUAGAAGCGGUGGGGAGCCGGUGGGAGGCCGACGGGAGGAUCUUUGCAACCCGGACACCCACGCGAAGCUCAGCAAGGCCCACAGUUCCUUCAAUUUCAGGCCAUUUCUGAGAGGACACUGGUUGCUAGAGCCAAUUUUACUGAUGGAAGGGUUCGGCAGCGAAAUCGAGUUCAUUCAGAGCCCUUCGGACCCUUUCGCAUACGACGCGUUCCGGUGUCAAUUUCCUGGCUGCAAUGCUGGGUACCGGCGUAAGGAGCAUCUAAAGCGCCAUGAAGAAUCAAAACACGCCCAGCAGCUGGUCUUUGUCUGUUCCACCUGUAGUCGCCAAUUUAGCCGAAGAACGUUGCAAUUUAGUGAUACACUUCGACGCCAUGUUCAAAAACAGCACAAAAUAACAGAGCCCCUAAAUCGCGCGCGCCGAGCUUGUGCGAGUUGCCACGCAUGCAAGAGUCGGUGUGAAGGGGGCGUGCCAUGUGAGGAGUGUGUUCGUCGCAACAUUCAAUGUUCUUUUCAAGAGCACGAUGGUGUUGCAGAAGAGCAAUAUCCUAGUUCCUUGGCGCCACUUUCAUCAUUUCGGAAUGAUGAACAGUCGCAAAUAUAUUAUUGGGAGAAGAGAAAGCAGUGCGUCGAUCGUUACUUUGAGACAUUUCAUCCCCGUUGGCCUUUCAUCCAUAAAGGAACGUUCGAUAUACACCAGGAAACCCCACUACUUCUACACUCAAUGGUGGCUAUGGGUAUGUGGGCCUCGGGAGAGCGGUCUGCGCAGGCUGCGGCAGUGGAGCUUCAUGAUAAACUUGAUUUUGCUAUACGAGAUCAAAGGGAGAAAUGGGAUGCCUCAGAAGUAGAGGGGGCCUGCAGCACCUGCUUCUGGCCAAUGGCGACAUACCAGGCUAUCCUACUUCACGUUAUUUUGUCUAUUCUCAUGAAAAGCGAAGGUGUCGUCAACUUCGACCUGAAAGCGUCUAUUUCCGCUACGGAUUUAACAUUACUCAAAUCACUUGUUGGAAGUUGUCGACGACUGGGUAUGUUCUUUUAUCCGAACAUGCUCGCCAAAUAUAAGCAAGCCGACCUGCCCUCAUUUGUCUGGGUGGGCGUCGAAGAGAUCAAGCGAUUCAAUAUAGCAUUGUAUAAGCUAUGUGUGAAAUUGAGCAACGUAAGUCAGGAAGACAGGCCAUUAUUAACUGCCGGUGAACUCCAGUUCCCCCUUCCAAGCAAUGACCCCUUGUGGAAUUCCGUUGAAAGAGAUGAAUGGGAAGCUAAUGCGAAGGAGGAGAAUACGGUUUCGUUGGGCGACAACUUUCAGGCGAAGUGGAUUUCUAAGUUUGCAGAUAUAUUAGGGUUCCUUGGUCCAUAA
Messenger RNA from Penicillium hordei, 1368 nucleotides. RefSeq names its product Zn(II)2Cys6 transcription factor domain-containing protein. Gene Ontology annotation, molecular function: RNA polymerase II cis-regulatory region sequence-specific DNA binding; zinc ion binding; DNA-binding transcription factor activity, RNA polymerase II-specific. NCBI's taxonomy places the organism in Eukaryota, Fungi, Ascomycota, Eurotiomycetes, Eurotiales, Aspergillaceae. The transcript is spliced from 3 exons. The annotation marks the transcript as partial. Gene Ontology annotation, cellular component: chromatin. The record is from RefSeq and is a predicted model, not a curated record. Gene Ontology annotation, biological process: regulation of transcription by RNA polymerase II; DNA-templated transcription.